AUGUCAAGUGAAGAGAACUUUGUGACUAUACUGAAUGGUACUAGUGACACCAUGUCUUCGGAGUGUAUUGUCCGCAGAUGGUCCCUCCAAAAUGAUAGAAAAGAAGAAGGUCAAACCAGGUGUCUCAGGUCUGGGUAUAUAGGACAAGUGAGGUCUGUUGUUACAUUUGCACCUGCUAUUGAUCUCAUGCCACCAUUUUCGAGCUUUGUUGUUUUGCGUGUAUUAGAUUUGGAUGGAUAUGAUGGUACUAAGGAGGACCAUUUCAACCUUGAAGAGUUGGGGAGUUUACUUCACUUGAGGUACCUACGUCUAUCCGGACAAGAUAUUACUAAUUUGUCGGAAGAGAUUGGAAACUUGCAGUUUUUGCAGGUGUUGGAUUUGCCUAGAGGUACAAGGCUGCCGUUGACUGUGAUUAAGCUCACAAGAUUGUUGUGCCUACGGAUUAAUGGUGGGAGGUUUCAGCCUCCAGAUGGUGUUGGAAACCUGCGAUCAAUGGAAGUGUUGAGUAAGAUCAAAGUUGGCUCUAUAAGCAUUGUAAAAGAGCUGGGCAACAUGCAUAGACUGAGAGGGCUCAAUAUUCGGCUUGAGAGCUCGGGGCUGGUGGAGGAUUUUGUGGAGGCACUAGGGAAAAUGCGAAAGAUCCGGCUCGUAGAAAUCAGUACAAGGUGUGAGCAUGCAGUUUCAGUGAAUCUCGAGCGUUGGGUGCCCCCUGCAAGUCUCCAGGAGUUUAUCAUGUACAAAGGCGCCAGAUUAUCUAGGCUGCCGGUAUGGAAUCCAUACCAUCUGUCACAGCUCUUCAGGUUAGAAAUAUGUGUUGGGGAAGUGCGACAGGAGGAUCUGGGAUUCAUUGGAAGGUUACCGGCUCUUCGGAUUCUCAUGUCAAUCAGUGACAACCAAAGGCCACUACUUGUGGGCGCCGAGGGGUUCCAUUGUUUGGAAAAAGUCGCCUUGGUUUCCAAGUCCCCAAGGCAAAUAUUGUUCCAACCAGGAGCCUGGCCCAAGACCGAACGAGUUGCUCUCUUUAUUGGUUUGCGGGUGGCAAAAGAGGAAGCGGCUGGCAACGGUGGCGAUUGGUUUGACAUGGGCAUGGAGAACCUGCCGUCCCUUCGUCACGUCAGAGUCGAAUUCUUCCGUUCGGGAGUGACGGUCGGGGAGGCCAAGCAAGCCAAGGCUGCGCUGGAGAAGGCCCUCCACGUCCAUCCUAACCGUCCCACCCUUCGCAUCCACUUCGACGAGGACAUACGAGAAGACGCUCGUGAUGAGGACGUCUACAUCAAGGAUGUCGACAACAGCGAGGACCAAGAGUUGGAGUGA
Triticum turgidum subsp. durum (durum wheat) is the source of this 1314-nucleotide messenger RNA. The record is from the annotation of a GenBank genome assembly. Lineage: Eukaryota; Viridiplantae; Streptophyta; Magnoliopsida; Poales; Poaceae.